CCUCGAAAAGAAGGUAACAGGCACUGUACAUCUUUUGGUUAAUUAAACAUUUGGUCGCCUUGAUUUAUCGAUCAUCCGAUGAUUACUACUGUGUUUGUCCAAGACUGUGUAGGUUCAGUGUCACAUGCGUUUUGGUUGUUAUACGGUUGAUUGACAGUUCAACAAAAGGAACUCGGCGUCUUUUAAUACUAGACUUGACUUGACUUGACUUUGCCGCUGGCUGGCUGCAUACUCUAAAUGACGACAGCAUGAAUUCAGAUGCUGUCAUUUUACUGGAAACAGUCAACUUUGCUGCUGACAAACAUCGUAAUCAACGCCGCAAAGAUCAUGAAGAGACACCAUAUAUAAAUCAUCCAAUUGGUGUGGCAAGAAUUUUGAGCCAUGAAGGAGGAAUCACAGACAUUGUUGUUUUGCAGGCAGCAUUGCUACAUGACACAGUGGAGGACACAGACACUACUAUCGACGAGUUGGAGUCCAUUUUUGGGCCAACUGUUGCCAGGAUUGUCCAGGAGGUAACAGACGACAAGUCUCUACCAAAACAAGAGCGAAAACGUCUGCAGGUGGAGCACGCACCUCACUGCAGCCAACAAGCCAAACUGGUCAAACUAGCUGAUAAGCUUUACAACCUUAGGGACCUCAACCGGUGUACACCCAAAGGUUGGACAGCGGAGAGGGUGCAGGAGUACUUUGAGUGGGCAGUGAAGGUAGUCAAAGGGCUCCGUGGCACCAACUCAGCUCUGGAGGAUUUACUGGAUCAACUAUUUAGGGAAAGAUCUGUUAGAAUCUAAUAUAGCUGUGUGUGUUCUUGGUUGAAUUGUUCUUGUUAUACUUUAACCAACAAUGGGAUAUUAGUUAGCCUGUGUCUUUUUGAAGAAAUUAAUAUCAAUCAACUCAAUUAUGUGAAAGGCAAUUAAACUAGCAUUGUCAUGCUAUCAUAAAGGCUGUGAAUAGAUCAGUCUUUACAUAGUUUUUUGUCAUUUUUGUUGUAUAUGCCUACUUUUAUGCUGCGUUGGACAGAUUACAGAAAUAUUUAUUUUUGUAUCAGAAUAAAUUGAGAUUCUUCAAAA
Molecule: messenger RNA, 1067 nt
Organism: Alosa alosa (allis shad)
Lineage: Eukaryota; Metazoa; Chordata; Actinopteri; Clupeiformes; Clupeidae
Gene: hddc3
Product: HD domain containing 3
Exons: 4
Coding region: 249-788 (179 amino acids)
Molecular function (GO): guanosine-3',5'-bis(diphosphate) 3'-diphosphatase activity
Source: RefSeq, a predicted model, not a curated record